CAGGCUUGUUUACACACGUCAUCAUAGCGCGACGAUUUUAUUUUAUUUUUUUACUUUUUGGUACGGAAGAGUGGUCAAUACCCCACAGCAUGGACAGGUUCGUGAUUAGAAACCCUAAACCGCGGGCACCGGAAGACACAGGAGGAGGAGGGGGGAAACUGAAGGCCUCCAAGGGCCAGGCCACUCUGCACUCCUUAAAGAGAGUUGUGGUUUUGGAAGAUAUAAAGAGAUGGAAAUGUAUCCUGGAGCUGCCCAACCAAACGACGGAGAAUCUGAUAGACGCCUUGUCACAGCUGAAGAAGAAAAUUCCAUCAGAGGAAGUGAUCCGUUCCACGAAAAUAGGGGAGGCAGUGGGUCACUUGCAGAUACAUGGUGACAAGGAAGUAUCUGAACUGGCCAAAGAAGUGCACACCCAAUGGGAAACCUUCAUACGGGAAAAUCGCUGUAAGCCAACCAUAGAGGUGCGGUGCGAUGCUGCGACCGAGAAGCUGCGGAGCAAUGCCAGGCGGAUGCUCAGUGAAGCCUUGGAUGCAGAGGCUGGGGACUCUUUGGCCGAGUGCAUUGAACGUGAAGUCUUCCACCAAAGCUCCAGACUCAUCAAUGUGCACUAUAGACGGACGGUCCGAGCUUUGGUGUUCGCUCUGAAGCAUAAACCAGAGAUUAGGACGCAGGUGAAAGACGGACACUUACCUGUCAACCAUCUAGUGAAGAGUUAUAAGAAGUAACAUCCUGCAGCUUCAUGGACAUUAUAUGGAGGAGCGGACAAACCUCCCGGACUGGUCGUCACUUCAUAUCCAGGAGAAUGUUCUUCAUGCCGAGCUGCCAUUAUUGAACCUAGCUGUGAAACUUUUUUAGUUUUUUUAUUGAUGGUAAAAUUUCCGAUAUAUUUAUAUAUUUAAUUUUUUAAGAAUA
This is a messenger RNA of Bufo gargarizans (Asiatic toad), 912 nucleotides long. It is a transcript of the gene TCEANC2, whose product is annotated as transcription elongation factor A N-terminal and central domain containing 2. The coding region runs from base 90 to 725 and encodes 211 amino acids. The transcript is spliced from 4 exons. Gene Ontology annotation, biological process: DNA-templated transcription. The record is from RefSeq and is a predicted model, not a curated record. NCBI's taxonomy places the organism in Eukaryota, Metazoa, Chordata, Amphibia, Anura, Bufonidae. Gene Ontology annotation, cellular component: nucleus.